GUUGAGGUUAUUAAAAGUCAACAUAGUAAUGAAUCAAUGAUCAAAAAAUGGGUGGAAGAAACUCUGCGGUCCUGCUGCUGCUCCUGAUCCUCAUCGCAGCUUCUUUCUUCACUUCCUCGCAAGCAAGAUCAAUUACUUCAACUCCAACAAAACCCCAUGUUUUCAGAUCCUUCUCCAUCAACACCAAUCAGAGCGCAGCUACUGCAAGGAGCUGCUCAUACACAUUGACCAUCAAAACAAGCUGUUCUUCACCUAAAUACACCAGAGACAAAGUCAGUAUUGCUUUUGGAGAUGCUUAUGGCUUUGAGGUCUAUGCACCAAGACUAGAUAACCCAUCGUCAAGGAUUUUCGAGAGGUGCUCGACGGAUACAUUCCAGAUACGCGGCCCAUGUACUUAUGAGAUCUGCUACCUUAACUUGUUGAGGGUUGGAUCGGAUGGCUGGAAACCAGAGAGCGUGAAGGUGUAUGGUCCAAAUCGUCCUGUUAUUACGUUUAACUAUAAUAAGUUUCUACCUAAUGGUGUGUGGUUUGGAUUUAAUCACUGUCGUAAAGUCUCUGGCUCUGUUAUAUAGGAAUAGAGCAGGUACUCAACCAUGAACAUGAGGCCAAAUUUGAGUUUGCAGAUUUGAUUGAUGUACUAUGGAGGUUAUAAAUAAGAUAUUGUUUGUGUGACGACUUUA
This is a messenger RNA of Nicotiana tabacum (common tobacco), 680 nucleotides long. RefSeq names its product embryo-specific protein ATS3B. Lineage: Eukaryota; Viridiplantae; Streptophyta; Magnoliopsida; Solanales; Solanaceae. The record is from RefSeq and is a predicted model, not a curated record. Gene Ontology annotation, molecular function: protein binding.